UUACAAAAGGUUUGAGUGACAAGAAUGUGACUGUUUGCGUAGGACAUUUUGAAUUCCUUGCCUUUCAGACUUCUCUAUUGUUAUGUAGCAGUAGGUGGAGAGGAACGAGUCACGAGAGAGGGAAAGGGCUUGUGGCUAUUUAAACCCAGCCUUCCCUCCUCUCUCACACAAAACGUAAAGAUGAGGGACUUUAGACUGAAAUGCUUUGGGCUGAUUCUCCUUGUCAUUCUUGUGAUGUGCUCAAAUUUUGAUGGCUGUGAGGGGAGGAAAGGAAGGCGUUGGAGGAAACAAAAGCCUCCCUCUUCCUCCUUGGCUAGAAAGAAGGUUAAAAAUGGUGGUGGCGACAACCAUGGCAGCGGAGGAAGAGGAGAUUACCUGAGUGCAACUCUGAGCCCAACCCCGAUAACAGAGUAUCCGAUGAAGACAGCCAUGUUCAAUGUGCUCGAUUUCGGAGCAAAGGGAGAUGGCAUCACAGAUGACACCGAGGCCUUCCAGGCUGCUUGGGCUGCUGCUUGCAAGGUGGAAGGGUCAACUGUGGUUGUUCCAGCAGAAUUUGAAUUCCUUGUAGGCCCUAUCUCCUUCUCUGGACCUUAUUGUCAGCCCAACAUUGCUCUCCAGCUGGAUGGAAUGAUCAUUGCUCCAACUGAUGCCAAAAGGUGGGGUUCUGGGCUACUGUGGUGGAUUGAGUUCUCAAAGCUGCAAGGAAUAUCAAUUCAAGGCAGUGGAACAAUAGAAGGGCAAGGCAGUGUAUGGUGGACAACUAUGGAGUCUGAUGUUGAUCCAAUAAAUGCUGAGCUCAGUAUGAAACUGCCGCAGAUCAAGCCAACUGCUCUGAGAUUCUAUGGGAGUUACAAUGUCACAGUAACUGGCAUCACAAUCCAGAACAGUCCACAGUGCCACCUCAAGUUUGACAAUUGUGAAGCUGUCCAGGUCUUCAACAUGACAAUCAAUUCACCAGGAAGCAGCCUUAACACAGAUGGCAUACAUCUUCAAAAUUCUAGAGAUGUUAUGAUUCAUCAUACCAACAUGAGCUGCGGUGAUGACUGCAUCUCCAUCCAAACCGGAUGCUCAAACAUCAAUAUACACAGUGUAGAAUGUGGCCCAGGCCACGGGAUCAGCAUUGGAGGCCUCGGAAGAGACAACACCAAAGCAUGUGUUUCUAACAUAACAAUAAGGGAUGUCAAUAUGCACAACACCAUGACCGGUGUCAGAAUCAAGACCUGGCAGGGUGGAUCGGGCUCCGUCCAGAGUAUAAAAUUCUCAAACAUAAGAGUAUCAGAGGUCCAAACUCCAGUUGUCAUAGACCAAUUUUACUGUGACAGAAGCUCCUGCAAGAACCAGACAUCAGCAGUGGCACUGUCCAGCAUCGCAUAUGAGAACAUAAAAGGGACCUAUACAGUAAAACCAGUGCACUUUGCUUGCAGCGACAGCUCUCCAUGUUCAGACAUUAGCCUAACCGAGGUUGAGCUUGAACCACUACAGGAACAUUAUCAUAUUUAUGAACCCUUCUGCUGGCAGGCUUUCGGGGAACUGUACACCCCAACCGUUCCUCCAAUUGUCUGCCUGCAGAAUGGAAAACCAACAAGCAAACCUAUCUUGUCCGAUGAUGACUUGUGCUGAUACUACCAUGGUCAAUAAUCAUUGAUGCAAAUACAUGUGUGGUCAUUUAAUUAUCACGACCCCUUUGCACCA
This is a messenger RNA of Musa acuminata subsp. malaccensis (wild Malaysian banana), 1692 nucleotides long. RefSeq names its product polygalacturonase At1g48100-like. The record is from RefSeq and is a predicted model, not a curated record. Gene Ontology annotation, biological process: carbohydrate metabolic process. Lineage: Eukaryota; Viridiplantae; Streptophyta; Magnoliopsida; Zingiberales; Musaceae. Gene Ontology annotation, molecular function: polygalacturonase activity.